AACUGAGCUGAAUAGAAGAUCGGACUGUAAGUAUAUGUAUAGAGGUCGUGCUGCUGGACAGGAUAAUGUUUCCUUCCUUCCAUCAAAUCAUUCUUGAGUUUAUUCAACUCUUGCGAUUGAGCAUUACAUUUUCCCCAAUAAUCGUUGCACUCUCCCACGUUCUACCGAGCAAGGUAUCAACACCCGACAAUGGAUACUUCAAUACUCAUGACGAGAAAUCAUCUCGAACGGCGCGAUGACUCUAAGAUUUGCGCAGUGGAAGACGCCAGUGGUCCAAAGAUCAUUUCCUUUGUCGGUGGCCUCACAUUCCACCAAUUUGCAACGAUUCUGUCCGGUGCCUGUGCCAUCCUCAGCACACUGAUUGUCGGGGCACUGAUCGCACUCCAUGCCUUCAACUACUCGAACCCCGUACAACAACGGCAGAUCAUCAGGAUCAUGCUGUUGAUACCAUGGGUGGCCCUUUUCUCCUUCUUGGUCGUCUGGCGAAGCGACAUUGGAGAAUAUCUAGCCCCUUCGCUUGAUUUUGGUUGCUCGAUCGCACUAUCGUCGUUCUUACUGUUCAUGUGCGAUCUUGUCCUCUCGCACCCUGAAGGAUUCGACGGGUUGUUUGGAGAUGGAGCCACAGCCAAGGGUGCGCUCAAAGGGAAUAGUCCAACAUGGCUUAAGCGUAGCUGGUACGGUGUACUCCAGUUUAUACCGACUAGCAUCGUCAUAUGGAUCGCCACGGCAGCUACCCUCGCUACUGGUACCUACUGCAAGCAGUCUAACGACGUGCACUUUGCUCAUCUCUGGCUCACCAUACUCAUUGGCUACACUACAACGGUCGCUAUCGUUAGCUCGCUUAGGUUCUACAAGAACAACAAGAAAUUGUUACAGAAGCAUCGAAUCAUACUCAAGCUGGUCACGUUUAAAGGUAUCCUUGGCCUGAACUUUCUCCAGUCGUUCAUCAUCUCUCUGCUUGCAGGCCACGGAAAGCUGGAACCUACAAAGUACAUGACAUACCAUGAUGUCAACACUGGACUCGCCUCGCUCAUCCUCGCUUGCGAAAUGCCCAUCUUCGCUGUGCUUCUGCUCUUUGCAUUCUCGCCAAUACCGUACAAGCAACAAGGCAGUCCUGCAGCUGGACCACUUAACGCCAUCGUCGAUGCUUUCAACAUUUCAGAUCUGCUGUCCGCGUUCUUUCGGGGCCCUAUGAGAUUAGUCAGAGACCAACAAAGACAGAUCAUGCGACAGGACAGUGUGAGGAUUGCAUUGGUCUCAUUCAGUGACGAGGAAGAGAGGAGAGGCCGAGUCGUCCCGUAAUGGCUUGAAAAGCAGGCUCACCAAACGAGGCGAUCUUAUCACUUUUCUUAUCUAUAGACCCUGAUGAGAUUAUUCAGGAACAUGAGUUUGAUGAAUAGCUUCCGUGACGGAUACGAGAGCGAUGCAAGCAACGGAGGAAUUUUAUGAGUGUGGGCUGGUAACGACAAAGAGGGGACCAGAGAGUUCAGCGUGAAGUGCGGGACCGAUGUAGACUCCCCGCUAGCGUUGGGGUGCUUGUGAAGAGGGAUUUGAAAGGGUGUCUUCUCCAAAUCUGUAUGUAAUUGGGACAGACAAGUAGCCGCUCGAAGCACAACGAUUACCCUGGUCGCACAUGACCAACCUCCUUCAAUAUCUGGAGUACCAAAUCAUGCCG
This is a messenger RNA of Alternaria rosae, 1675 nucleotides long. RefSeq names its product organic solute transporter Ostalpha-domain-containing protein. The transcript is spliced from 3 exons. The record is from RefSeq and is a predicted model, not a curated record. NCBI's taxonomy places the organism in Eukaryota, Fungi, Ascomycota, Dothideomycetes, Pleosporales, Pleosporaceae. Gene Ontology annotation, biological process: transport. Bases 190 to 1302 code for a protein of 370 amino acids. Gene Ontology annotation, molecular function: transporter activity.